Molecule: messenger RNA, 4666 nt
Organism: Cydia fagiglandana
Lineage: Eukaryota; Metazoa; Arthropoda; Insecta; Lepidoptera; Tortricidae
Gene: p115
Product: general vesicular transport factor p115
Exons: 11
Coding region: 155-2566 (803 amino acids)
Biological process (GO): endoplasmic reticulum to Golgi vesicle-mediated transport; vesicle fusion with Golgi apparatus; intracellular protein transport
Cellular component (GO): Golgi membrane; cytoplasm; ER to Golgi transport vesicle membrane
Source: RefSeq, a predicted model, not a curated record
UUAUCACUUGUAUACUUGUCAAAAGUUGUGACAACUCCCUUGACGUGUCGAAUAUUUGGGUUAACACGAUUACAUAUUUCGCUAUUUUUUGUCCUAAUUUGCUGUGUAUUUUAAGAGUGGUGUAUGGUGUCAGAAGGCAAAUAGAAGAGCUACGAUGGAUUUCUUGAAGAGCGGCUUAAAAACCGUUCUGGGGGCGCCGGAGCCCGGUCAAACACCGUCGGGUGCAGAAACGGUGGAGCGUCUAGUGGACCGUGUGAACAACUCCACUUUGCUGGAGGACCGGCGGGAUGCGUGCCGCGCGCUCAAAGCCUUGUCGCGCAAGUACCGCGUUGACGUGGGCGCGCAUGGCAUGGACACACUAAAACAGGUUCUAGAGCUUGACCGAGCAGACAACGAGACCAUACACUACGCCCUGGACACCCUCAACAACGUGAUGUACCCCACACAGUUCGAAGAGGAAGAGGACAACCCUCAUGUGCCCAUGAACAUCGGCGAACAAUUCACUGAAAUGUUCAUAAAAGACCACCACAACAUACAACUAGUUCUAGACUUGUUAGACGAGUUUGACUUCAGAGUUAGACUCUCCGCAGUACAGUUGUUGACUUCGCUACUAACUAACAGACCGAAGGAUAUACAAGAGAUAAUUCUAGUGAAACCGAUGGGGGUAUCCAAAAUGAUGGAUUUAUUGGGAGACCCUCGAGAAGUUAUCAGAAAUGAGACUUUGUUACUACUUAUCAAGCUUACUAGAGGCAACGCUAAUAUACAAAAGAUAGUAGCGUUUGAAAAUGCCUUCGACAGACUUUUUGAUAUUGUGUCUUCUGAAGGUUUUUCCGAUGGAGGGAUUAUUGUGGAAGACUGUCUGUUGUUAAUGUUGAAUUUGUUAAAGAAUAACAGCAGUAAUAUUAACUUCUUUAAAGAAGGUAGUUAUAUACAGAAGAUGUUACCAAUGUUUAACACUCCGGACGAAUCUGAAGACUAUGGCUGGUCGCCGCAAAAGGUUUCAAAUGUCCAUUGCAUGUUGCAAAUAGUUAGAACAUUAGUGUCACCGAGCAAUGCGAUUCAGAUUAUAUCUAGCUGUCAGAAGAUUAUGAAAAACGUUGGUCUGUUAGACGCUUUAUGUAAUAUUCUGAUGGCAAGUGGUGUGCCAGCGGAUAUAUUGACGGAAACGAUCAAUACGGUGGGGGAGGUGAUAAGGGGUGAUGUGGUGAACCAGGAGUUCAUGGGGAAUGUGAUGGCGCCGUCGAACCCGCCGCGGCCGGCUAUCGUGGUGCUGCUAAUGUCCAUGGUCAAUGAGAAACAGCCGUUUUCUUUAAGAUGCGCCGUGCUAUACUGUUUCCAAUGCUACCUAUAUCACAAUGAGAUGUCGCAGGCGAGCUUAGUGCAAACGUUACUGCCUUCCUCCUCUGACGUUUCGAGUCUUACUAGUGGUCAUCUGCUAUGUGGCGGUCUUUUCUCUUCUGACGUGCUCUCAAACUGGUUCGCGGCCGUGGCGCUCACGCACGCGCUCAUCGAGAACCCGGGCCAGAAGGAGCAACUGCUGCGAGUGUUGUUGGCGACCAAUAUCGGCAGUGCACCAGUGUCUUUGUUGCAUCAGUGCACACUUACUUUACAGCAGACUACCAAAUUACAGCCUAAGGUUGCCCUUCUAAUGCUGCUCUCGCAAUGGACGGCGCAUUGUCCGGCCGCGGUGAGCGCUUUCCUUAAAGUGCCUGGCGGAGUGGGGUACCUCGUCAACCAGACCUGCUCCAAUGAACAUGACGAAAAUGAAUACUUACUACAAGGUCUCUCAGCAUUCCUCCUAGCCAUCUGCAUACAUUUCAACGAUGAUUCCGUCGAGAACUACUCCAAGGACUCCAUGAAACAGCUCCUAUUAAAGCGGAUAGGCAUCGAAACCUUCACGGCGAAGCUGAGCGAAGUGACGAAGCACGAGCUGUAUAAUAAGGCGGCGAAGCACCCGCAGUUGAGAGUGAAGAUGGCCUCGGAGAUACUUAUCGAUUAUGAGUUCUGUAGGCUAUUUAAAGUGCUGGAGAGCGUAGUGACCCAAAGUCUGACAGUCAAACAAGAGAACGGAACCGCUGAACCAGAGCGGGCAUCUCCUGACGAUGCUACCUUAGAACAGUACAAGAACCUCAUCCGGCAGCAAGAUGCCAGAUUACAGCAGCUGAUGCAGCAAGUCGAGGGGUUGAUACAGCAUAAUAAUCAGCUACAGAGUGCCCUAAACGACUCAAUAGCCUCAAACUCACACCUCAAAGAUGAAAACACCCUUUUAAAAGCUCAAGUAUCCGCCCACCCUGUGAGAGGCACAUCUGACUCGGAGUACGAAGCCAAGCUCAACCAGUUAACGUUGGAGGUGACCAGGUUAGAUGGCGAGCUGGAGAAGGCGAGGGAAGCGGAGGCGAGGGCGGUGCAGGAGUUGGAGAAGACGAAGAAGGACCAGGAUGACUUGUUAGAAUUGUUGGCGGACCAGGACACGAAGAUAAACGAAUACAAAGCCAAGUUAGCGGCUCUCGGGCACCCCGUCGACGAAGCUCCCGCCGACGCGGAGCCCGCCCACACCCUCACAUAAUGUUGCCAACGUACGUAACGUAACUAGAAAUAAAUUAGUGCUUAGAGCGGGGCUACAUUGGCGAUUUUCGAGCGAGCCGAGCGCGCAACGAUCUUGCCUAGAAAUGCAACGGAUAGUUGUUUGGCCGGAUACGAGUACGAUUAUGACCAUGACUGUUUCUUAAAUCCAACUUGUUUACUCCAAAAUCAAGCAAAGUUACUAUCCGGUAUCCGGCCGGAUAUCAGGUCAACAUGUUAAAAUAACGGCCGGAUACCGGAUAGUAACCGAAUAUCCGGUGCAUCUCUUGCCGCGAGCACGCAACGACUUUGCUCCCAUUCCAGUAUGACAAUAUGAAGCAAAAUCUUUGCGCGCUCACGGUUAGAUAGAUGCGCGCUCGCUCGCAUAUCGCCAGUGUAGCCCCUCACUUAGAAAGUAUAAUGAGCAUAUACAUUAUUUUGUAGGUGGGACGUUUAGCGAAAGAGACGAAAGGGACUAUUCAUAAAUUACGUCACUUCGAAUUUUGUCUGGACAUCGGAUGAUGGUAGCAUGUCGAAGGAGGAAACGGGGUCAUUGGAAGCAUGAUUUUUGGAUGAUAUUAGGGGUCAAAAAUCGAUGACGUAAUUUAUGGACAGCCCCAAAGGACAUUUUGCGAGUGGAUCGCUAAUUUAGUAAUCCAGCCGGCCUAGCCAAGGUUACAAUCGCUAUCGCUUCGACAACGAAAACCAUUAUGUCUCUCUAUCACUCUUCCAUAUUAGUGCGACAGUGACAGUUGCGUUUCGAUCGCUACGGAGCGUAAGCGAUCGGCAUCUUGGCUACGCGGCCAGGAUAGAUUCGUCACACUGGUAUGGCUAAAAUCAAUAACUUUUAUGCCAAUAUGUGUUUUAUAUCCUUGUAAUUAAAGCUCUUUUCUAAAAAGCGACAAUUAUGAAGUUUCCAUAUAAUAAAACCGAUAUUACUGAUUUUUCAAAGUCGACCGUGUAUGUAUGAUAUUUAGGUCGAAUUUAGAGAUAAAAAUCGUUGAAAUAAAGUUAUAAAUUAGUUGGGAUUUUUCGUAGCAUUGUUGUAAUGUCUCUUUAGGUAUCUAAUUAAAACUAUGUUAUUAGUUUCCCUUAAGUUUAGGCCCGUUUUUAUGAAAAUUUAAACUGAUAAUAGAAAAAUAUGUUGUUUCUAAUAUUGAUCUCACAGGAUUUUUUUUUGCUACGGUCCUACUCCCUACGUCAUUGUUCAAUGAUGCUACGAAAAUUCCGCGCUUUACUUUUGUAUAUUAAUUUAUUCGUAUUAUAGUUUAAAGUCUACGCGUGUUUAUAAAUAGAAGGCGAAUGAUCAUGUAACUGUUAUAUAUUUGUGGCUUUCCAUACAGAAGGGUCCGUAUGAGUCAAAUAUAAUAAGGACGUUUCCAUCUGUUAACAACUCAAUCAAACCUCUUGAAGCAUAAGUAGGUACUCUUUUCUGAUGGAAUGCCAUAUUUUAUUAACAUUCUUGGUAACUAAUAAAUAAAACUAAAUGCAUCAUUGUGUUUAAAUGCACGUUGAAAUUAUAUGAAUUUUACUUGUUACCUUACUCUAAAAUGUUAUAUUUAUUCUAUACAUUCGAUUUUGUGUUCUAUGUUCUAUAUAAAUAUUUCUUUCAAUUCAAUAUAGAUCAUACCGUGGUUAUAAGUGCAAUAUCAUUCCGCUUUCCUUGCCAUUCAUCUGUAAUUUAGAAAACAUUCUAAAAAGAUAGUAAGCUAGUUGAAAAAUGGACCUCCCCAAAAUUUGUUCAACAUAUUGCUUAGUUUUACAUUUGUGUUGUUUCCAAGCAAAAGUCCCACUUUGUAGCUUGUCAUAAGGACGCUUUGACAGGUUAUUCGUAUAAUGAUACAAGCAAAUCUCGUCCUUAUGGCAAGCGAAGCGACACUGCAGUGGGACCUUUGACUAGACUUCGACACUUUUUGUUGCUAUAGUUACGACAACAGUUCUAAAAUAGACUUUAUUUCCUGAUCUUGUUAUAUUAUUAUUAGUUAAGCACUGCUAGUGUGAAUCUAUUUUUUUAAUUUGACUGUAUUAUUUAUUAUAUUUAGUGUGAAAUAGUUUAUUUAUAGAUUACAUUAUAAAAAUAAAUAUUAUAUUGUACAUAUUAUAA